Messenger RNA from Hirsutella rhossiliensis, 1548 nucleotides. RefSeq names its product PIF1-like helicase domain-containing protein. Gene Ontology annotation, molecular function: DNA helicase activity. The transcript is spliced from 3 exons. Gene Ontology annotation, biological process: telomere maintenance; DNA repair. NCBI's taxonomy places the organism in Eukaryota, Fungi, Ascomycota, Sordariomycetes, Hypocreales, Ophiocordycipitaceae. The record is from RefSeq and is a predicted model, not a curated record. The coding region runs from base 1 to 1548 and encodes 515 amino acids.
AUGCUAGACGACAUUGAGGGUGGUUCCCAGGGGGCCAUGCUUUCCGCGGAUGGCGCCGACAUCGACGAUACGCUAGCUCGCUACGGCGAUACGGAGUCCCCUGCUGGGCUCCCGGGCAGCGACCUCAAUGAACGAGGCCCUCGGAUGCUUGUCGACGUCAGUCCGGCAACUAGCUUCGCGGAGAUGGGACACACCGCCGCGGCCAGCUUUACACUGAACUAUCUACAGACCAUGGCCCUUCAACUCGUUUGCCUGUUUCUGGACAAGUAUACUGCCAAUCCGGACUCAGCCGGUCAGCAUCUUCAAUACACCGGCGGGCCAGGUGGCACGGGAAAGUCGAGGAUUAUCGAUGCCCUGAAGGACGUGUUCGCGGCGAGGAACCAGCCGCAUCUUCUGCAGAUAACCGGCACGUCGGGCAGUUCGGCGGCCCAGAUUGGCGGCACGACCAUCCACUCGGCCUGUGGGUUGGAUUCCCAUCGCGAUCCAAACAAACCGCCUCCCCCCUUCUCGGAGGCGAAGAAGUGGAUCUGGAAACAGAAGCUGGUGCUCGUCAUUGACGAGGUCAGUAUGCUGGGAGGAGCCACUCUGCACAACGUCAGUCAUUACCUGCAGGCACUCCGUGACUGUCCGGACGAACCGUUUGGCGGGAUGCCCGUCGUUCUACUGAUGGGAGACUUCUACCAGUUCGCCCCAUUGUGGCAUCUGUUCAAAACCGUGGUGCUCCUCGAAGACCAAGUCCGCGCACGCAACGAUCCCCAGCUCCGUGCACUCCUGGAUCGAGUUCGUAACGGGCGCCAGACCCAUGAAGAUCUGAGCUUGCUCAAUGCCAACAUUGUAGGACGCUCGCAAAUCACCUUCCACGAUGGUUUGCGCGCUAUAACGCCGCUGAACCGCACCCGGUGGGCCCUCAACAUGGAAGCUGUUGUGGGCUGGGCGCGCUUCAACAAGCGGCACAUCCGUAUCUUUGUCUCGACUCACACCUGGCGCAACGGCACGCUGUCUCCAAACCUCAUAGCGCGAACCAUCGGACAAGGCGACGACUCUGCCUGCAAAGUCCCCGGCGUCUUCUUCUACGCCCAGGGCAUGCCCGUGGUUGUGAACAAGAACAUCUACACUGGCCUGAAGGUGGUGAAUGGGGCUGACUUUACUGCCGUGGACGUGAUAAUCGAUCCCAAUCACCCGGGAUACUGCUUGGCAGAUGACGUGACCAUCCACUUCGGGCCGCCGCUCGGCAUUCUUCUGCAGUCCGAGGAGACGAAGACCUUGGCGAUACCGUCCCUCCCGGGUAAAACAUUCGUCGAAGUACUGUUGGAGCUGCGUGGAAAUCGUGUGACCAAUGGUGAACCCUCCAAGUGCGAUUUUACGAGCCUCUAUGUGCAACUAUCCAGGUGCACCUCGCUUCGGGGCAUCAAGCUUCUUAAUCCCGUGAGACACCAUGACUUCAUUGGCAAUGGGCUCGAUCAGGCCAUUCUUGAUGGAAUGCAGAGACUCAAGAACUUGGCCGCGGAAACGAGACGGUUAUACAAGGACCAAGGUUUCGAAAAGUAG